Molecule: messenger RNA, 2835 nt
Organism: Labeo rohita (rohu)
Lineage: Eukaryota; Metazoa; Chordata; Actinopteri; Cypriniformes; Cyprinidae
Exons: 11
Coding region: 1151-2308 (385 amino acids)
Source: RefSeq, a predicted model, not a curated record
UCCCCAAGUCUUUGAACAGUAAUGUUUGUAUCAAGUAUUCCAACAAAUGGCACAAUUUUCAGUUAAAAGAAGUGAUACAGAAAUAUAGUUCUGUGUAUGAGUUAUGGAAACAUUUAAAUGUAAAAUAAUCUGCAUUAAUAUUGGUCAUAAAAACAUUGGUUGAUCUCUAUUAUGUUUAUUACAUCAGAUAUAGUGGAUACUGUUAUACGAAAUAAUAAUAACAGGAAACCAAAUUGUGCACAGCUUUGCAAAUAAUUUUUUUUUUAAAUUACAUUAAAAAUGUGUAUAUUUUUAAAUUUAAAUUUCAACAGCAGUUCACAAUAUGUUGUUCAUGUGUCAGUCAUUACUGAUUAUUAAAGGGAUGGUUCACCCAAAAAUGAAAAUUCUGUCAUUAAUUCCUUAGCCUUAUAUCAUUCCAAACCCGUAAGAUCUUCGUUCAUCUUCAGAACACAAAUUAAGAUAUUUAUGAUGAAAUCAGAGAGCUCUCUGAUCCUCCAUAGACGGCAGCGCAACUACCACCGUCAUGGCACAGAAACACAGUAAGGACAUCAAUAAAAUAGUCUAUGUGACAUCAGUGGUUCAACCGUAAUUUUUCAAAGCUUUUACAAACAAAGGUCUUACAUAUUUUGGAAUGACAGGGUGAGUAAUUAAUGACAGAAUUUUCAUUUUUGGGUGAAAUAUCCCUUUAAGUAAUCAAAUAAAAAAAGUGACAUUAUAACCUAGCUUCAUGGUAGCUUUGGAAAUGACACAUUCUGUUUAUUCUGUGGCAUUUGUUGGUGGUUUUAGUGAGAUGUUGAGGAUUCAGCUGUGUCCCCUGCCCCCAUCGGCCCUCUCUCUGUAGACCCCAGGAAUGUCACACCCUCUCAGACGGACCUUAACAGCUGUAAGGAGAGAGAGAGAGAGAGAGAGAGAGAGCGCACAUGGCACUAGCUAUUUUUAGAGUUCAUUCAGACUAGAACAUCUCUCUCCUUCUCUUUCCCUGGACGUGGUUGCUCCUUCUGGAUCUCUCCUCGGCUGAAAGUUCUGGAGAAGUUUCACAGCGACCGUGCGAGUUCAUAAGUACCGGAGACGAACGCAAGACAGAGUAUAUAAACAAAGAAAAGCAUCCAGCGAUAAAGCGAAAGUCAACCUAAAUAUCAAACAGGCCAACAUGGCUCUACUGUGUUACAACAGAGGCUGCGGCGCUCGAUUUGAUGCUGACAAAAACUCAGAUGAUGCCUGCCAGUUUCACCCCGGAGUGCCAAUCUUCCAUGAUGCCUUAAAGGGCUGGUCCUGCUGUAAAAAGAGGACGACAGAUUUUUCAGAGUUCCUGUCAAUCAAGGGUUGUACCCGCGGGCGUCAUAGUAACGAGAAGCCUGAGGAGCCUCUGCGGCCAGAGGUGACGUCUGAUAAGGGAGACGUGAAGCAGCACAGUGAGGAAAUUAUCUACCGGGGACCCAAAUCGGCAGAAGCCCUGGAAAAAGAGAGACCCAGCUCAGAUGAGCCAAAGACAAAGCUGCAGGUGAAGGUCUCUCCUUCUCUGGCUCAGAUUGCAGAGAAAAUGGAGAUCACUGAGAGGGAGAAGAGAGAGAAGCUAGAGAGUCAAGUCAUGGUGGUUGGGGUUAAAUGCAAGAACGCAGGAUGCAAAACAAUUUACCAGGGUCCAGAGACGGACGCAGAAAUCUGCACAUAUCAUCCCGGAGUCCCCGUCUUCCAUGAAGGAUACAAAUACUGGAACUGCUGUUGCAUAAAAACCACUGACUUCAACGCCUUCCUGGAUCAGAAGGGCUGCACAACAGGAAAACACUGCUGGAUCCCCAAACAGGACAAAAAGAAGGUGGCUUGCAGGCAUGAUUGGCACCAGACAGGAAACCAGGUCGUGGUCACAAUCUACGCCAAGAACUCCAGUCCAGAGCAUUCCUACGUGGAGGCAAACCGCACAGCGUUAACAUGCCACAUUCAGUUUGAGGGUGACAAAGUGUUUCACAAGGACAUCCACUUAUGGGGGGUGAUUGACGUGAAGAGCAGUUUUGUGAACAUGGUGCCCUCUAAGGUUGAGGUGACCAUGCGGAAGGCUGAUGCCGUAGCCUGGGGGAAACUCGAAGACCCCAAACACAAACCUGAGCCAGAGGUCACCGACGAGAUGAACACAGAACAGGAAGAUGUCAAACCCGACUGGUACAUCUCAGAUGAUGACAUCAGUGAGUCUGACUGGGAAGACGAAGAGGAGGACAAGAAAGAGAACGAGGAGAAAAAAGAAGAAAAACAGGCAGGCGAUGGACCACCUGAGCUAGAAGAGCCUGUUGCUGUCCCCCCAGAAAAAAUUUAACAUUUAUUCUGACAUGUAAUGGUUGUGUUUACAAUAUCACAUGGGCUGUCUUUUUUUUUUUUUCUUCUUUUUUGUCUACUAAAAUACAUUGUACAUUGUCAUUGUGUGCUUAAAGGUUAGAGAAGUCUUAAAACUCUUGACCACUAUUUCAUAGAAAUUUUGAAAAUAUGUUUGAAAAAAAUCUCAAAAGUUUGGGGUUGAUAAGACAUUUUAUAAAUAUUUUUAAACAAAGUUUUAAAAUGUCAUUUAUUCCUAUAAUUGGAAGAUGAAUCUGAAAAAGGCUGAUUUUGGUGCUCAAAAAACAUUUAUAAUUUGUUGAAAACAGUUGUACAGGUUUCUUUGAUGAAUAGAAAGUCAAAAAGAACAAAAUGUGUUUGAGAUUGAAAUUAUAUUUAAAAGCCUUUACUGUGACUUCUACUGAAUAAAAGCUAAAAAAAAAAAUCCUGCUGACCCCAAACUUUUUACCAGUAGUUGAAAACACUCAAUGCAGAUUUUCAGCAGUGACAAAGCAAUAAAUUAACAAUAAA